CACCAUGAUUGUCUCUGAUUCCGAUUUGGCUUCCCCAUCGUCCAACUCUCGCUAAGCUGAUCAAUCGGCCUCUAGCCGUGACCCAGGUCACACUCAACCAUCCAAGCCAUCGCCGUCGGCCAUGCCUGGUCAAAAGCGGUGCCGAUUGAGGAAGCAAUUCCCUUCCUCGCCCCCAGCACACGAAGACUCGAGGGUUAGACUAGACGAGAACAUCAUGGCGCUAUGCCAUUGCCAAAUUACUGACCGGGGGUUCGCUGAUGCUACUGACACGGUUGGACCCUCUAUCGAGGUCCUAAGACCUACCGGCAUCCAAACCGCCUUAGACGCUCCGUCAGGGUUCUUUACAGUCCAUCUGGCGUCUCUAAAGAAGGGGCUUCGAUUCCCUCUCCACCCGUUAUUGAUUGAAUUCCUCAACGUGGUGGACCUCCUUCCUUGCCAACUAGUCCCCAACUCUCACCGGUACAUUGUCGGUUAUCUGAUCAGAUGCAAGGAUAUAGGGGUGAAGCCUACUCUUGACCACUUCCUGUUUACUUUCAAGCUGACCAAGGGCCAUAAGGAUUGGGCGUCCUAUGCCAGUCUUUCCCAGAGGUCCAACAAACUUUUUACCAACGACAAGAAGGGGUCGACCAAGGACUGGAAGCCCUUCUUUGUCUUUGUCUCGACGGGGCCCGAAUCUCCUUUCACGGGUUCAGGGCUCCCUUCCUUCCGUCGCAUCCCAUGUCCCCCAUCCGACGCCUCCCUCUUGUCCAUCACCCGCCAACUCUACGGGCGAGGGGCCGUCGAUAUCAAGGAGGUGGUGACCGAGGAUUCUCUUGCCCGGAUGGGGUUUGAGUUCGUCCAGGACGAGCUUCGUCACCAACCUGAGUUGUUAAGGGAUAUUCCCGGGGGCAAUCAGCCCGACCUGCCCAGGGACGCUCCUGAGGGAGGCCGUGACUGUGGUCCUUUUGUUGAGCCACAAGGAUUAGAAAGAGAGAUGGAUAGUGACCUCUUGCUCGGUCGCUUCAUGGCGGGGAAGAAGAGGAAGAGGGACGCAACCAAGCAGAGCAAAAGCAAGCUCUCUUCCUCCCGCGGAGAAGAUAGUCCUUCUCGUGAGCAGACCGUGAUCGUGGUGGAGGACCAGGAGGAUGCAGCUUUGGAGACAGUGACUUAUGAGGUGGCGACCGAUGGUCGCUCAACGAGGUUCAGCAUUCCUCCCCCGUCCCCAAGUCUAAGGGAUGUGCAACUUGAGACCCUAAUCACUCUGCCCGCGGAGGACAGGGCUUGCAUCUUGGCCGGUUCCAAAGAUGACCUCAACAAGAUGGUUCUUCAGAGACUUAGCCAGGCUACGCUGGGGAUGAUUGAGGUAGUCGACCGGAGACGGGACCGCCAAACUGCUGCGGACGAAGCGAUGAAGGCUGCAGAAGCUAAGCAAAAAGGACUGCAGGAGGAGGUCGCUCGUCUCACAAGAGAGUUGGAGGAGAAAGAGGGUUGCUUUGCCACCCUUGAGGCAGAGAAAGCCUUCUUGGCUUCAGAAAUAGGGCCCAUUUCUGCCCGCGUAGCUGAGCUGGAAGGGGAGAAAACCGAUUUGAUUCAGCGGUUGGAGACGGAGAGGAGCGAUCGAGUCUGUCAUGUGGAGGAAGCGAUCGAGUCCUUCAAGUCUUCUCCUGACUUUUCUGUGGUCGCUAUGGAGCGAAUGGACAAGCUGGCGGCCGAAUGGCUCAAAACCGAGCCUGGGGCCUAAUGGAUGGUCAAGGAGGGGACGAAGUCCUUCAACUGCGGACUCUUUCGUGCCCAGCAGGUCUUCCGCGACAAGCUAGCCCAGCUCCCCAAAGGAUUCUCUCUCCCUGACCUUGGCUUUCCCCCUCCCUACCGUGCCCUGGCUGAGUUCGAC
Molecule: messenger RNA, 1870 nt
Organism: Cuscuta campestris
Lineage: Eukaryota; Viridiplantae; Streptophyta; Magnoliopsida; Solanales; Convolvulaceae
Source: the annotation of a GenBank genome assembly